AUGGCUCCCUCUACGCUCGACCUGUUCAUGUUGACGUUCAAUUGCGCCAAGAACUUUAUCGACACUCACGUCUUUGCGUCAAACCUCCACACAGCUUUUAAGCAGAGCGCCACCACCCUCCCAGAGGUUGUUGUCUUCUCCUUGCAAGAAUUCGCGCCAUUAUCGUAUUCUUUCAUCGGCGGAUACUUUCUCAGCCCGUACCUCACACGCUUCGAGGAAGCCCUGAAUCUCGCUGCGACUAGAUACACCAACGAACCCACCUCGGACACCGACAGUCACGAUGACGCCGACGACGAGACGAUACUGGUUAAGCCCACCGCCCCUACACCUGUGCGACCGUACACCCUGAUCCGGACUCGUAAUGUCGGUAUGACGGCCAUCAUGCUCUUUGCGCGAAACCCCGAGUCGAUCCUGCGUGUGCAAGAGGCGGAAGUGGGCUUUGGCGCGGCAGAAAUGGGCAACAAGGGCGCUGUGGCGCUCAGAGUCCUGUACGAGGGCACGACGACCGAAGGUGGGAAGAAGGAGACGGAGCUCACUUUCGUGGCUACCCACCUUGCGGCAAUGGAGUGGAAUCUGCCGAGGCGAAAUGCCAACUGGGCAACCAUCAUGCGUGGCCUGACAUUCGAGAACCCGGAAGAUAUCCUGCACCCGAAAAAGAACAAGCCCACCACCCCUACACAGGGAGAGGGCCAAACCGAAGGUGCCAGAGAUGAAGCAGUGCACCUGUUGCACGACGAACACCAAGCACAAACGCUCGCUCUCCAGGAACGGCUACAGGAGAUAUCCGUCUUCAAGCCAAGCUCCCAUCUUUUUGUCGGCGGCGACCUCAACUAUCGCAUCUCGACAACGAGCCCGCCGCCAAUGGCGACGUUCCCCAGUCUCGAUCCCGACAGCGAACACCAUUACUCCCGGUUCUUCGCCCUGGACCAACUCACGAGAGAACGCCAGGCGGGACGCACAUUGCACGGCAUGAGCGAAGCAGAAGUCAAGUUCCCCCCGACCUACAAAUACAACGUCCUGCCUGCGGACGACACCCGCCUGAAAGUCGACGGUGUGGAGGACGUGCCUUGGGUAUUUGCCCCUCACCGAUACCCUGGCUGGACGGAUCGCAUCUUGUACCUAGACGUCCCAUCGUGGGUCAAGACCAAGCCUCAAAAAGUCGACGUCAAAAUCUACGACGCCAUGCCCGUAGUCCGCAGCUCAGACCACAGAGCCGUUUUCCUGAGAGCUGCGGUUCCCCUCCUCACUGAGAAGGAGCUAGCCCGCUCAUCGACGGAAGCUCCAACGUCCAGCGCGGUGGAUCCUCGCCUCGUUCUCCCAGUAGCCAUCGAUCCCGAGGCCUGGGAACGACGUGCGGCAGCAAGACGGAAGGAAGUCCUUGUUGGCUGGAGCAUGUUCCUGUGGUCUACUAAGCAGGGGGCGAUGAUACUAGCCACGCUGUUGGCCGUGGGCGCAGGUAUCUGGUGGCUGAGCUGA
This is a messenger RNA of Colletotrichum fioriniae, 1476 nucleotides long. RefSeq lists its product as uncharacterized. Gene Ontology annotation, molecular function: phosphatidylinositol-4,5-bisphosphate 5-phosphatase activity. NCBI's taxonomy places the organism in Eukaryota, Fungi, Ascomycota, Sordariomycetes, Glomerellales, Glomerellaceae. Gene Ontology annotation, biological process: phosphatidylinositol dephosphorylation. The record is from RefSeq and is a predicted model, not a curated record.